UCCACCGUCAAAGCAAUUAGCUUGGAGAUCUAUAGCAAAAUGAAACUUUUCUUAGCGUGCAUCUUUAUUGCCGCCGCGACGGCUGCAGUGAUUCCUGUCGAACAAGCCAGGCACCGUCGUGACGUCUCCGAGCUCGUGAACGAGUACAUCCCGCCGUCGGAGGAAGUUGGCGCCGAGUUGGCCCAAGACCCCGCCGCCCUGGGAGACGAUGGAUACCGCUACAAGACCGUGCGCCGCCUGAAGCUCCGUCAUCGCCGUGAUGUCUCCGAGAUCGCCAAUGAUUACCUGCCCCCCUCGGAGGAGGUUGUGUCCGAAGAAGCCCCCAUUGAGGAGGCUCCAGUUGAGGAGGCUUCUCAGGACUCCGCUGUUCUCGCUGCCGAUGGAUACCAAUACAAGACUGUGCGUCGUCUGAAGUACCGUCAACGUCGUGAUGUGUCUGAAAUCGCCAACGAAUAUCUGCCCCCUUCGGAGGAGGUUGUUGCUGAUGCCCCAGUUGAGGAGGUUCCCGUUGAAGAAGCUAGCCAGGAUUCCGCUGUUCUUUCCGCCGAUGGAUACAAGUACAAGACUGUCCGCCGUCUAAAGUACCGCCAACGUCGUGAUGUCUCCGAGAUUGCCAACGAGUAUCUGCCCCCUACUGAGGAUGCUGCUACCGAAGCCCCCAUUGAGGAAGCUCCAGUUGAGGAGGCUUCUCAGGAUUCCGCUGUUCUUGCUGCCGAUGGAUACCAGUACAAAACCGUUCGUCGUCUGAAGUACCGCCAGCGUCGUGAUGUCUCUGAGAUCGCCAAUGAGUACCUUCCUCCUACCGAAGAGGUUGUCGCUGAUGCUUCAGUUGAGGAGGUUCCCGUUGAGGAAGCUAGCCAGGAUUCCGCUGUUCUUUCCGCUGAUGGAUACAAGUACAAGACUGUCCGCCGCCUGAAGUACCGUCAACGUCGUGAUGUCUCUGAGAUUGCUAACGAUUACCUGCCCCCCUCUGAGGAAGUUGUUGCCGAAGAAGCCCCCGUGGAAGAAGCUCCCGUAGAGGAAGCCUCCCAGGAUUCCGCUGUCCUUGCUGCCGAUGGUUACCAGUACAAGACUGUGCGUCGCCUAAAGUACCGUCAGCGUCGUGAUGUCUCCGAGAUCGCAAACGAGUAUCUGCCUCCUACUGAGGAUGCUGCCACCGAAGCCCCCAUUGAGGAAGCUCCAGUUGAAGAAGCUAGCCAAGAUUCCGCUGUUCUUGCUGCCGAUGGAUACCAAUACAAGACUGUGCGUCGUCUGAAGUAUCGUCAACGUCGUGAUGUGUCUGAGAUCGCCAACGAGUACCUUCCCCCUUCGGAGGAGGUUGUUGCUGAUGCCGCAGUUGAGGAGGUUCCCGUUGAGGAGGCUAACCAAGAUUCUGCUGUCCUUUCCGCUGAUGGAUACAAGUACAAGACUGUCCGCCGCUUGAAGUAUCGCCAACGUCGUGACGUUUCCGAGAUCGCCAAUGAGUACCUUCCCCCCACCGAAGAGGUUGUCGCCGAUGCUCCAGUUGAGGAAGUCCCCGUGGAGGAAGCUUCCCAGGAUUCCGCUGUCCUUGCUGCCGAUGGUUACCAGUACAAGACCGUGCGUCGCCUUAAAUACCGCCAGCGUCGUGAUGUCUCCGAGAUCGCCAAUGAGUACUUGCCCCCCACUGAGGAAGUUGUUGCUGAUGCACCAGUGGAGGAGGUCCCCGUUGAGGAAGCUUCUCAGGAUUCCGCUGUUCUGGCUGCUGAUGGAUACAAAUACAAGACCGUUCGUCGUCUGAAGUACCGUCAACGUCGUGAUGUCUCCGAGAUCGCCAACGAAUACCUGCCCCCAGUUGAGGAUGUUGCCACCGAAGCCCCCGUUGAGGAAGCUCCAGUUGAGGAGGCCUCUCAGGACUCCGCUGUCCUGGCUGCCGAUGGAUACCAGUACAAGACUGUCCGCCGCCUGAAGUACCGCCAGCGUCGGGAUGUUUCCGAGAUCGCCAACGAGUACCUGCCCCCUUCGGAGGAGGUCGUCACCGAGGCUCCUUUGGAGGAGGCUCCCGUUGAGGAAGCUUCUCAGGACUCCGCCGUCCUGGCUGCCGAUGGCUACCAGUACAAGACCGUGCGUCGCCUGAAGUACCGCCAGCGCCGCGAUGUCUCCGAGAUUGCCGGCGACUACCUGCCGCCCACCGAGGAGGUGGAGGAGGUGGUGGCUGAUGCGCCCGUCGAGGAAGCUUCCCAGGACUCCGCCGUGCUCUCUGCUGAUGGAUACAAGUACAAGACUGUCCGCCGCCUGAAGCUGCGUCAUCGCCGUGCUCUGUAAGUGAGGAUAGAAGGACGAAUGCUAUUAAAACCUGUACCUGAACAGAACCUCGUUCACGACUCGAACCACUCUCACCCCCACCAACCACUAUUAGGCCGUAAGUUUUGCUAUUAUUUAACGAUUG
This is a messenger RNA of Drosophila takahashii, 2407 nucleotides long. Its product is annotated as fibrous sheath CABYR-binding protein. Gene Ontology annotation, biological process: negative regulation of protein sumoylation. Gene Ontology annotation, molecular function: calcium ion binding. The record is from RefSeq and is a predicted model, not a curated record. Lineage: Eukaryota; Metazoa; Arthropoda; Insecta; Diptera; Drosophilidae.